GAAAGUCCCACCUGGCCAUUGUUCAGAAGGUGAACAACGAGGGGGAGGGAGAUCCCUUCUAUGAGGUGCUGGGCUUGGUCACACUUGAAGAUGUAAUCGAGGAAAUAAUUAAAUCAGAGAUUCUGGAUGAAUCGGACCUUUACACUGACAAUCGUAACAGGAAAAAAGUGGCUCCCAACAAGAACAAGAGAGACUUUUCUGCUUUUAAACAGGAGAGUGAAUCGAAGGUGAAGGUCUCUCCUCAGCUGCUGCUGGCGGCUCACCGCUUCCUGGCUACAGAGGUGAGCUUGUUCAACAUCACCCAGAUCUCAGACAAGGUGCUGCUUCGAAUCCUGCGCCACCCCGACGUCAUCCAGGAGAUCAAGUUCAACGAGAAUGACAAGCGCUCGCCUCACCACUACAUCUACCAGCGGGGGAAGCCUGUCGACUAUUUCAUCCUCAUCCUGCAGGGUCGAGUCGAGGUGGAGGCUGGGAACGAGAACAUGAAGUUUGAGACCGGACCUUUCUCUUAUUACGGCGUCAUGGCGCUCAACACGUCCAUGCCAGAGUUUCGCUCACCGUCCCACCUCAGCGGCUUGAACCGAACGGGCUCUCUGAGCGGAACGGACCGGACCGACUCGCUCGCCGUCAGCGGCAGCUGCAGCCAGCUCAACAACAGCAUCCCGCUGCAGCAGUACGUCCCCGACUUCAACGUCAGAGCGCUCACCGACCUGCAGUUUGUCAAGAUCACACGAGCUCAGUACCAGAACGGUCUGAUGGCGUCUCGUUUGGACAGCACGCCUCAGUCCCCCGAGAGCUGCCACACGGCGGGCCGCCCGGAGCUUACGACUCCGCCCACCAACAUCACCAUCACAGACCUGUGCGCAGACUCCGCCCCCGUGGAGAACGGCCCGGACGAGACGUCGCUCCUCCUCAUGAACGAGCAGAACUCUCCGGCCACGGCCAACCACCACGGCCAGCUGGAAAACAGCGUCUGAAUGUGCCCCCCCACCUCACCUUCCUACGUUUUGCACACGUGCACUACAGCGCUCGGACCUUCCUCCGAGGAGGGGGCGGGACUCGUUUGUGCGUCCCGCUGCUGGACGAGACCCAAAGAGACAAGCCAUGGGCGUGCAUGUUCUGUCAACAAAAACAACACAACAAUGAGCCAAAACAUUAAAACCAUCAAAACAAUGCUUUGUUAUAAAACAGCAGCUGAAACAAACAGGUGAGUUUCUCUGAAGGUAAAAUAGCAUCACUACACUCUGAUGGAGUUUAAAUAUCAGUUAAAACAUUUUCCCCCAAUAUCCUUACAAAUCAUCACACUCACAGGAAGCUGCUUGUUCACUGCUAAAACUUCAAAAUAAAGUCAUUCUUUGUGUAAAAA
Molecule: messenger RNA, 1366 nt
Organism: Austrofundulus limnaeus
Lineage: Eukaryota; Metazoa; Chordata; Actinopteri; Cyprinodontiformes; Rivulidae
Product: metal transporter CNNM4
Biological process (GO): magnesium ion homeostasis; magnesium ion transport
Cellular component (GO): plasma membrane
Molecular function (GO): sodium ion transmembrane transporter activity; magnesium ion transmembrane transporter activity
Source: RefSeq, a predicted model, not a curated record